AAUACCGUUUAUUCAUUGUGUUUUGUGUUCCAUUUUCAAAACCAGAACUGAAAUUGAAGCGAAAAAUGGAUUUCACUGCUCACAAUCAAGAAUUCAAGAUAAUCUUGGGCUCAUCUUCUGUUGCUCGCAAAAAGAUUAUGGCUGAUAUGGGUUUCAAAUUCACUACAAUGUCUGCAGACAUAGAUGAAAAGGCGAUUCGCAAAGAAAAGACCGAAGAUUUGGUUAUGGCUCUUGCAGAGGCAAAGGCAGAUGCUAUAAUAGGUAAACUGGAGAAUCUUGGGAAUGAAGAGAAGGAUGCUAAGCCUACAGUUGUAGUAUCUGCUGAUACUGUAGAAAAUGUCCAACCAAAGCUUCAUGGGAAAGACGAGGCAGAACCUACAUUGCUAAUCACCUGUGACCAAGUUGUGGUGUAUGAAGGCAUGAUAAGGGAGAUAGGAUUCCUACCAAAGAACUAGGUCAAAUAGAGUCCU
This is a messenger RNA of Salvia hispanica, 470 nucleotides long. The record is from RefSeq and is a predicted model, not a curated record. NCBI's taxonomy places the organism in Eukaryota, Viridiplantae, Streptophyta, Magnoliopsida, Lamiales, Lamiaceae.